AUGUCGUUCUUUAACACUUUCAAAGGUUUUGGUAGAAGUAGCAAGAAAAACAAGAGCCAAAAUGUGGGUAGUUCUGCGACUCCGGUAAACUCUGUAUAUUCCAAUAUCCAUGGAAGUAAUUCUAAGCUAUCUUUAAGACAGAUGCAGAUGCAAUCACCUGUCAGACAUGCAGCGAAUUCGCACAAUAAUAACAAUCACAACGGUUUCAACAAUAGCCCCAGCAAAGAUAGCACUAAUAGCCACGCUAAUAAUCAUCCAAGUGUUAACCCAAAUGGAGCUAGCACCGCUGCGCCUGAGACUACAAACACCCAGCAGGCUCUUUUUCUUAGUGAACCGUUCGUCAGAACUGCCCUUGUAAAGGGCUCAUUCAAAACAAUCGUACAGCUUCCCAAGUAUGUGGAUCUGGGGGAGUGGGUAGCUCUGAAUAUAUUCGACUUUUACACUAAUCUCAACCAGUUUUACGGCAUCAUUGCAGAGUAUGUUACGCCAGAUGCGUACCCUACCAUGAAUGCAGGGCCUCACACAGACUAUAUGUGGUUGGACGCGAAUAGCAGACAAGUGUCCCUACCAGCUGGGCAGUACAUCGAUCUUGCCCUAACUUGGAUCAAUAACAAGGUGUCAGACCAGACGCUGUUUCCGACGCAAAAUGGGUAUCCUUUCCCAUCCAAUUUUGUUCAAGAUGUGCAAAGGAUAAUGAUACAAAUGUUUAGAAUCUUUGCCCACAUGUACCAUCAUCACUUCGACAAAAUAAUACACUUAUCACUGGAAGCUCACUGGAACUCGCUUUUUGCUCAUUUUAUCAGUUUCGCCAAGGAGUACAACCUUGUAGAAAGGAAAGACAUGUAUCCUUUGGGAAAUCUGAUUGACAACUUAGAGAAGCAGGGAAAAAUUAUAUAA
Molecule: messenger RNA, 897 nt
Organism: Lachancea dasiensis
Lineage: Eukaryota; Fungi; Ascomycota; Saccharomycetes; Saccharomycetales; Saccharomycetaceae
Source: the annotation of a GenBank genome assembly